UGUAACCAGGUUACAGAAUGUGAAGAGGACGGAGAAUGUUGGGUGAGGCAUAUGACACAGGAAGCUUUAGCUAUUCACGUUCUCAGAUGUAAAUGAAACAGAACAAUUCCAGUGAAAAGAGAGGACAUUACGGCUGGGAAUAUACAUGUUCCACAUACAAGUGGCAUGGUCUUCUGAAUCUGAGGGCUGAAACAAGUUACUCACAUGGGGCGAAGUAUAAGUUCUUCAACCUACCUGAAUGCCACCUGAAUUCUGCGCCAGAACCAUGCAUAUGACAUGCGGCCAAUUACAGUAGCAGAAUGCUGCUUCGUCUUUUGCUCCUUUUACUACUACCACAGAAGAAUAAUUCAGCAAAUGAUUCCUGUGACUUAAAAGUUGAAUUCUCAUCCAAGAACUUUAAAAAUAUCCUAACCUGGACAACAAAUAAAAAAGAAGGAAUUCGCUACAAUGUAAUGUACAAAAAAUAUGGGAAAGACCUCUGGUGGAAGAAAGCAGAAUGCACAAAUAUCACUCAGAACUGGUGUGACCUAACAAAAGAAACAAGCCAUCUUACAUCUAAAUAUUAUGGCAUGGUAGUUAUCAGUGACCAAAACUGUAGCAUACAAACAGAUCGAUUUAAACCAUUAUUUGACACUAUACUUGAUCCUCCAGAAGUCAACCUAUUUUUUUAUGAUACCACAAUAGAAAUACAUUUAGCGCAUGUUGUGGAAAAUCUCAGUAGUAUUCAUAAGGAUUUAACAUAUGAAAUAAAUAUUUCUGGAUUUAAUACAGUUACAACCCGGAUACCUUACUAUAAGAUAGAAAAUUUAGACUUACAAACAUCAUACUGUGUAUCUGCACGAUUGUCAUGCUUCAGAUGCCGUACGUCACUUUCCAACCAAAAAUGUACAACACCUAAAACAGAUCACAGUUCUGAAGAGAGGACGAAAAUUAUGCUAUAUAUUUUGGCCUCAGUGCUGGUUAUAUUUGCAGUCUUUAGUGCAGGAUACGGUGUUCAUAAAUAUAUUUAUGUUGACAACCCUAAGCAACCAAAAAUUCUUAAUAUAAAAUCCAACAAUAAGAACAAUGUAGUCUUAUUGGAUGCACAUAACGUAACAAUAAACAUCAUCAAAAUUGAGUCUGGCAAGUCACUUGAGCAAAACACAAUGAUGGCUGACAAGGAAGAUAAAACACAGGUCAAGACAGAUCUGUACUUCACAGAUGGUGGGUAUGAUGCAAGACAUGGCUCUCAAGUUGCAGAAGGUGAUGACCAUGGCUAUGUUAGCCUUCUGGAACAGGUGCCAGCUACUAGACCUCAGGUGUCACCAUAUGAUAUGCCACAUAAUCUUGUAAAAAUACCUGUUAAACCAUUAAUGGUACCAUCAGUUACAAACACAGAAGAAGAUCUAUAUGGACGUAUCAAAUGUAAUUCGAAUAUUGCAUCUAUUGAAGUAAAAAGUACAGUAGAAGAAUAUCAAAAGGCAAAUAUCUCUGAAAAAACCUUUACGUACCUCCCAAAAAAUGAUCAACAUAUUCCCAAACUGCAUGAUUUACAUCGUGAACUGUCUAAAACCAGAGAAUCUUCUAUAGGACAAGAUGCACAUAGCAUAGAUGUGAAAGAUGAUGCAGACUUUAGCGAAUGCGAUACUCUCUUUGUAGACUGGAGUCCUACCAGUCAUCACCUCUAUAUACCAAACUUCCCUAAUAAAACAGAAGAUGAAGUUGGUACAGAGGAGUGCCAGCAAGUGGAAGGACUUUUAUCUCAUCUUUACAAACCUAUUCAAAUAGAGGAAACCUCUGAGGAACUGGCUUGUCUAGAAGAAAGAUGGCAACUCCAUGUCAAGGCAGAGUAAAAUAAACCAUAAAAAUUAUCUGAAGGUCCAAGUAGAUUUUCCUUAUAUUGCACAAAAUAUUUUUACAUCUGCCCAUUAUUACUAUAGGUGGAAUGAGUCUAUACACACCAGAUAGUCUUAUACAGUAUUACUAUAUGUUUAAUCCACAAUUCCUGUAGCUUGGUGCCUCUGUGGUCAUUGAUGGAAGACAUUCAUGUUGCAUGCAUAUAAACAUGGAAGGCUGUGAUUCUAUUGCAUUUAUUGUAUACAGUCUGCAUAUAUUUUGAAAAGCUUGGACUUUUAUGUGUCAGCAUAAUUUUUAACAGAGAUUUUCUGUUCAGAGUAAUACUCCAAAUAAAUGUUAUGCCUGUACAGUGUCCUAUGUCAGAGACUUCCAUCAGAGGUAUAUGUUGAAAAAUCGUCUGACAAUUGUCUCCAUCGGAAGACUCAAACACAGAGCCUACGAUUUACAUUCUGCAGCAUUCCAGCUUCACUUUCCAGGACCUUGUGCAGAAACCUGCAGUGGGAGAGUUAGGCCUCCUGCACACGAAUGUGUGCUGCCCGUUGCCGUUUUGCAGACCGCAUUUGCGGAUCCACAAUACACGGGCGCUGUUCCGUGGGCAUUCCGCAUCACGGAUGCAGACCCAUUCACUUG
This is a messenger RNA of Bufo bufo (common toad), 2466 nucleotides long. Its product is annotated as interleukin-20 receptor subunit alpha-like. The transcript has 7 exons. NCBI's taxonomy places the organism in Eukaryota, Metazoa, Chordata, Amphibia, Anura, Bufonidae. Gene Ontology annotation, molecular function: protein binding. The record is from RefSeq and is a predicted model, not a curated record. The coding region runs from base 300 to 1832 and encodes 510 amino acids.